GAGGCAGUCGAGUAUAAAAUAGAUUGGGAGAGAGAGAGAAGAGGAGAGAGAGAAGGAGGGAGGAGGAUAAAUGAAGCCAGAGGGAAUGAAACACAUUCAGAGACAGAAAGCAGCCUGUGUUUAAACUCAACAGUUUCUCAGCAGCAGCCAAACAGCCUCCUCCUCCUCCUCCUCCUCCUUCAUCCUCCAUCCAUCCAUCCAUCCAUCCUCCUCCUCCUCUCCAUGCCGGCGGAGGUCUCCGCGGGGCUGCCAUGGCGAAGAUGCGGGUGUCGUACGAGUACUCCGAGGCCGAGGACAAGAGCAUCAGGCUGGGGUUGUUCCUGAUCGCCUGCGGGAUCCUCAGCCUCUUCAUCCUGGGCUUCUGCUGGCUCAGCCCGACCCUGCAGAGCCUCCAGAGCAAGCCGGCCAACUGCACGGUGGUGUCGGUGUUGCGUCCGGAGGAGAUGUUCGAGUGCGUGUUUACGUGCGGUACGGACUGUAAGGGGACGUCUCUCUAUCCCUGCCUGCAGAUCUUCGUCAACAACUCAGAGUCAAACUCGGUGGCUCUGCUGCACUUUGAUGAGCAGCAGCUGGUCCUCAACCCAAAGUGUUCGUAUGUCCCUCCCUGCGAGCGGGACAACCAGAAGAACAAAGACAGUGUUUUGUGGUGGGAAGAUUACUUCACCAAAGAGGUCAGCAGUCAGUCCUUCACCUGCUUCUUCAACCAGCAGAGGAGGCCAGAUGACGUUCUGUGGCGCCGCUCCCACGACACCAGCGUCCUGCUGCACUGUGUCCUCUGGCCAAUGGUGUCGCUCCUUCUGGGCACCCUCAUUGUGCUCCUGACGGUGUGCGCGCGUUCGUUGGCCGUUCGAGCGGAGGCUCUCCAGAAGAGGAAAUGCUCCUACGAAGUGUGCCAAGACCUGUCCGCCACGCCCUCAGAUCGCCGCGGCAACAAGGCCGAAGACCCACUCUCGACGAACUCUGACCCUGAGCUGUCGUCGCCGACAAGGACCCUGCCGCUGUUUGCGGUGCCGGUGCGGCGCCGCGAUCGAGAACAUUAAAACAGAAAGCUGUUUUUCCGCUUGAUGAAAUUCAGUCCGUUGGGAUGCUAACGAGCUGGUGGGCGACUGACUGGCUGAGGACGCCGCCAGCAGCCCCCUGCUGUCUGGAGCGAAGAUGAAACGAGGAUGAGGGGAAAUCCACCCUGUUGCCUACAGAUUUCAGCAGAAACAUCAGCACCUUUCAUAACUCAACAAACUGGAUCAACAGCGACUUAUGGACGCCGCUGAGUUGAAUCUUAUAAUCAGCAUAUCUUCUGUGCUAGAGUCAGUUCCUAUAAUGACAAUAGUGCUGUGAAUGAAGAGUCAAACAGCUGCUCUUUACUGCGGUCUUAACUGUAGCUCUUCUCUUAAUGUAGUUCUCCCUUUGAGUCCCAGUAGCCAUAACUGUUAAUGAAUAGAGCCAAAGUCCUCUUCAGGCUAGCUGCUGUUCCUCUAGCUUCUAUGGCUCAAUGCAAACUUUCAUUGAGGGUUUCUGAAACAUGAAACAUGUUUCUUGGGUUUACAUUACAGAUUGGAAGAUAAAAGAGUCCAUAGAGGUUCAACAGUACGAUUUAACCUUGUGUGAGUUUAACAGCGUCCAAAACAACUUCAGAUUUCAUUAUUUUUUUUGUUUUCCAGUGCGCACAAAACGUCUACGCUCUCUUCUAAAGUCAUCCUUCAAACUCAGCUGUCCUAGUGUUGUUACAGUCCUUUAUUUCUGAGAUUGUUUUGGGGGCAUUUUCGUCAUCUAAUGAGUGGUGGAAGAAAUAUUGAGACCCUUUUACUCAAGUAAAAGACAACAAAACAAAAACUCCAUUACGAGUAAAAGUCCUGCAUUCAAAAUCCUACUUAAAGAUACAGUCUGUAGUUUCUGCCAUUAGGGGGUCUCUCACAUCAGAACAAUAAGAAAAGAGGAAGUUUGAUGAGGUGGUGAAGCAGCGUGGGAUCAUGGGAGUUGUUGUCUUCACCACCAUUACCGUCAUUGUAGUCAGCUUCUCCCAGUUCCUUCGGUGUUCACUGACCCUGAUAACAAGUCUAGUGUUUAUAGACAUGUUAACGCGGAAAUGUUUCAUAUUAGAGCUUUAAGUAAAAGUAUCAUCAGCAAAAUAUAUUUAAAGUAUCAAAAGUAAAAAUAUUUGUUGCUAUAACACACAUUAAAGUCUUGAUGAAUGAAUGUUAGAGCAGCAUUUUACUGUUGUAGCUGCUAGUUGGAGCUAGUUUGAACAACUUUAUAUACAGUUUAGCCCACUGAUUCCCAACGUAAGGGUCAUCAGAUCAAUCUGAGGGGUUGUGAGAUGAUUAAUGGGAGAGGAAAGACAAAGAAACAAUGUUCUGUUAAAGAAAUUUGUAUAAAUUUUAUGGACUUUUGGUAAUUAAAACAUUUGAACAGUAAUGAAAUGAACCCAUGUGAGGAAGUUUAGAGGUGAAAUUGGUGGCACUGACGUCAAAAACAAGAAGUGGAGUCUAAAGCAGAAAAAAGUUUGGGAACAACAGCACGCCUUUAUUCAGGCUCGGUGACCUCAAACGACAAACCAAUCUGACAGAAAUUCAGCCCCGUUGUAAAAUCAGUCUUCCCUCCAUGAAGCAACCAACAAGCCUCGAAACAAGUAGAGCAUCAAUCAAGUCUUUCAAUCUAAUUAAGGAGGUAAUGAAAGGAUGCUGUAGCAGCGUGAUCACUGAAUGUUAAACAGGCAGCAAACACUGGGGGAGAGGACAUAAAAACAAACACAUGGCCGGUGCCCAGAGGCCUUCUUUCUUUCAAAUGUUGCCUUCAGUGGUAACGAGGACAAAAUCUAGACCAUGUGACUAAAGCAGGAUGCCAGUGACCCCAUUUACACCGAGUCACUUAAUGUGGAUCGUCUGGAUCGAAGACUUAAAUGUAUCGAGGAAAAACUCUGUUGGGAGCGCUUCUUGGACUGAAUUAGUUUGAGGUGAUCUGGAUAAGGAUUCACAUCACAAGUCAACUCGGACAAUUAAAAUGCCUUUAUUGUCUCUGAAUGAUGGCCAGAAAAGACAGGUGUUGUGGCAAAAACUGAUUGCCGUCCACUUUAAAGGUAUUUAAAUGGUAAAAGCACUGGAUUGGUUAUGAUUUAGGGCAAAGAGCAGGUAACGUAAUGUAGAGUCAUAAUUGGAAAAGAGAUCAUUUCUUUAAUAAUUGGUCCUUAAAUCACAUUAAUUACAGCCUAAACAAGGAUUUUAAACACAUAUAAGGAUGGAAACGAUGCUUUAGUAUUGUCUGGUUACAAUAUAAAGCAGUGCUGUAGUACUCAGGUCUUCGACUCGAGUCCACAUUUGAGAUGUUUUUGUCUCUUGUCUCAGACUCGUCUUGGACUCAUUGGUAUUUCUUAUUCUAGUUGAUCUGUAGGACUUCCUCCUUCAAAACAAAACCAUUGAUGAAGCGCACUUCAAGCAUUGACAUUGGUUGCCUGGUAACCAAGGUCACGAACCUCUGUCAAUGUCACUUGCAGUCGUACACCAGGUUGCCGAAACUCAUCUCAUUGGUAAAACCAUUGUUACUGCCUCGGUCUCGACUCUAUCUCUCUCAUUUGGACAUGGACUCACCUUGGACUCAAACCUCUUUGGACUCGGUCGUGACUCGACUAGUCCUGGUCUUGGACUCGACAAAGGUGGUCUUGACUACAGCAUCGCUAUAAAGUGCAAACACUUUUUCACUGCAGCCAUUUUAACAUGAAAUAGUGGUAAACACAGGUUUGAUGAUGAUAAUUAAGGAUCCAUGGAUUCAGUUUUGUAAUCGUAGAGGAAACUUGUUUGGAAGAUGGAAAUACUCCAUUACUUUGAUUUUAACAAACAAAACAGGAUUUUUAAUCGUCAUUAGUCUGAAUUUUGGGGAGAAAGAACACAAUUACUAAUUCUGUGGGGAGUAGCAGGAAAGUAAUAUAACUAAUAGUGUAACUAAUUACUGUUGAAAGGGAGUAAUAAGUAAAGUAAUGAUAUUGCUUUUGAAAAGAGUAAUGAAUUAAACUUUUUGAGUAACUAGCCCAACACUCAUAAACAGUUUGUGGCGCAGUGUAAAUAAAAGUCUUGAAUAUAGUCUGGAUUUAAUCCGGAUACACUUGAACUGACAGCUGAUCAGUGAGGAACAGGACAGACUUAAUAAAGUUAUUUCCCUACAUUUGUAUUUGUCAUUGCAGUGGUGACUGAUUAAUUCUGGACUAUAAAUUAUAAAAUAAUGGUGGUUCAUGAGUUUCGUAGCGGUCGGGACUGCUUUGUCUUCACUGUUGUUGUUGUCUCGUGUGUUUUUAGAGAAGCAAUAAGGACCGAUCAUUAUGUAUUCUUUUUAUUUUACUUCUGUCCAUCAGUGGGAUUUGCAGCUGAAAGUAGAGGAGCUGUUUUAGAGACUCUGCCAGCAGUGCACUGUAAUGUGUCCGUCUACACUCUUGUGAAUCUGAUUGGCUGUUUGGUUUCAGGUCAGAAUUAGAGACACGCCGGGAAAUUCUGGGCCGAUACCGAUGUUUUGUUUUUGUUGUCGCCCUUUUGUACCGAGGAAACAAAGAAAUCUACACUGAUGAGAUAAGCUUGUUGUUGGUAUGACAGAAAUUAUCUUUGGGAAACUUGUAUUUGACUUGUAUUUUGAUUUUUUAGUUUGUCCCAUCUGUUAAAUUGGACGGCACUGGGUUUAUGACCUAUACUGCAACCAGCCACUAGGGGGCGACUGAGAUGUUUUGGGCAGCUCUCAUGUUGUCCAUCUUUAUAUAAAGUCAAUGCUGCCAAAUUAGAGUGAAACCACAUCCAUACGGCUCAAAUAAACACUCUGCUGUCCGCCUUUUGCAGCACUCCCUUUUAGCUCUGACGCUACGGGGACCCUGAGCCGGUCAGGAGGCCGAGGUCUGCUGGAUUCGCUCCCUAAACCAAAACCAGUUGGUGUCAGAGGCUUCUGAAGGAGUUUGAGUUCACUUUUGGUCGUAGUGGUUGCAUCCAGCUGGGAGUCAGUAUGGCAGCAUAUCAGGAUCAUCAUCAGUGGUUUGUUCAGUGAAACAGGGAGAAAUUAGUGAUGUGCUCGAGGAUCCAGUGUCAUUUUCUGGAUUCCUGUGUGAUAAUCUGUCUGAUUCGUCUUUGUUGUUUUGACGCAUUUCUAUAAAACGAGGCAAGCAGCUCUGGGAAAAAGUGAAAUUAUUGUUUUAAGUACAACAACUUUGAAAGGCUGAAUUACUUCCCUGCCACGCAGCAGAGUUAACAAUAGAUCUGCUAUCACCAAACAUGAUUCAUCCUGUAUCAGAGGGAGUUUUUGAUCUUCAAGCGUCGUCUCCAAAUUCCUACCAACAGUCUAAAAAUUACCUACACGUUGCUAAGCAACAGCCACAAGUCCAAGUGAUGUCGCUGCCAAUGAAAAAGUAAAACAGCCAAACUUCAGUCUGCGGAUUGCUUCUGUUCUCUGUGUGAACUGACUGUUGUUGUAAAUACAUAUUUUCCUCCUCAGGUUCCGCAGUUUUAUGUUUUGUGGGAAACUUGAAUGUUGCUGCGGUAGCACAUUUAAUUUAUUUUUUUGCGCAGCUCCUCGUGGAAAAGUUUGUUCUGUGUCGAUGUUUGUUCUCAGAUAUGUGUUGUUGAUUUUGACCUGAGCAGAAGUAGAAGCAAGAUUUUAGCGUGUUCUCAGCAAAUUGUGACUAUAAACAAACUAUGAAUGUAAAAUAUUCUUUAUUUAUUCCUCUGUAAGGGGUCAGAUCACGCAGAGACACAUCACUGGAAACGCGUCGCCAACAUAUCCAUUGUUUUCCUGUGGUCUGGUGUGCCUGGCGUGCACUCCUCUCGCACGCAAGUUAAAACACUGUGAGAGCUACGGAGUAUAUUGUUUGAAUCCAUUUGGAUUCACCCUGUAGUGCGAUACAAUACUGGUUGUGUUUCUUGCCGAGGCGUUUUUGAAGCAGUCGUCCCUGUAGCGAUGCGUCUCUGUGGGAUCGCCCGUUUAGGCCUAAUGUGCACAGAUUUCAUUAUUUGUACUUUUUUUUAACAGAUUUUGCUGCAAGAACACAAACAGACUCAUAAAGGAACAAAUUAAACACCUUGUUUUACAUCAUAGCUUCUCCACUUCACAAAAAUUAAGCCAAAAUGUCUCGGAUACAGCCGCUGCCAUCUUGUGUUGGUGAGAUCAUUCGGAGCCAAAGCAGUCAGGGUUGGCGCCGUGAUUUUGAAGUCCCGCCCGUACGCCUGGGCGACUCAACCGUGAGCAGAGCUCAGCUGUCAAUCAUGGCGUGAACCCCCUUUUUUAUUGCUUCAAAUAACUAAUUAAAACCACACUGAUCAGAAUAAUAUGUGAACAUUGGGAGGGGGGUGGCGGGGUUUAUGACCUAUACUGCAGCCGGCCACAGGACUCUGAUUUCUGUUUCAUGUGGACUUUAAAGUUUCCACAGAUUUGCAGUUUACAGCAACUGACUGAAUGUGGAGCCGAGAGCAGGAACGACUCAUGUAGCUUCAGGAUGUAGCUUUGUUGUUCUCUCUUCUUCCCCUUUUACCUCCUCGUCUUCAUGCUUUUCCUUUUUAUUCUUCUUAAUAUUUAAUUUUCUCUCUUUAAUUUGACUCCCCCAGUGACGUCGUUGGAAACUGUUUGAAAAAGUUGUCAGGCACUUAAUACUGGGCAGUUAAUUAGAUCCAUUGAUCACCUUCUAUCAUAGGCAACCAAUCAGAUCAAUGAACUAUAUAACGUAGUCAAACUCUUACUGAAGCCAGUCAGGAGGAAAGCGAAAACAUCUUUUCAAUUGAGAAAAGCCUUCAAUGUUGUUCUUCUUUCAAUUAACACUCUCCAGUUCUGAUAUAACUGGUGCUAGCAGCAGCUAAGCUAACCCGUAGCUCGUGCAGUAGCUGCCAGUCCAUCUGCCUCACAGGUUUAUUCUUUUUUAAUCCAACUUUCUUCCUUUCCUUUUUACCUUUUCUCUACUUUCCCCUGUAUUCUUUCUUUCUUUCUUUCCGUUUUUCUUCUAAAAUAAAAUAAAACCUGUUGGAUUAGAAGCUUUCCUUACAGCCAAUAGAGCCUCAGUGUAGAGUUUGAUGUUAGAGAUGUACAGUCUGUGUCUCCAGCAUUUAGAAACUCUCAGAUGCUAACUUGCAUACGUUGGGCAAUUUGCAUAAUUAGCAUUAAUAAUCAGCUAUAUGGACAGUAUUUCAGCAGCUGCUUGGCCGAUCGGGACAAUAUAGGAGUGGUUUUGAGGGGUUAUUGAGGAUGAUGAAUCCAUUUCUGAUAUUUCCAAAGUACAAAAUGGCCAUUUAAACCAGAAGUGGCCAUAUUUCAACUCCUGUUGGGCUGAUUGUGAUUAAUUUUGAGUCGAUUUUUGAAGUUAUUUAUUGGCUUAAUACAUAACCACAGCAGCAAAGACACAAAAUGGUGCACAGCAAAGCAAAAACGGCAGCAGAACUGGAGAAAUUUGAAGAAAUAUUAUGUCUGAACACUGUCACCAAUGACAUUGAGCUUUCUCAAUUCCCAAAUACAGGAAUGAAUUACAGUACACACUCCAACAGGAGUUGAAAUAUGGCCACUUCCAGUUUAAAUGGCCAUUUUGUACUUUAAAAAUUUCAUAAAAACCACUCCUAUAUCGUAUAAAAUAUUGUCCAUGUUAUAGCUGAAUGUGCUAAAUAUGAAAAUGGUUCAACAUAUGCAAGUUAACAUCUGGCAGUGUCUAAACAGUCGGGAGCCUCACUAAUCAUUCCCAACAUAAAACUUUAGGGUAAUCAACAUUUCCGGGUUCAAUUUGCCAACAAGACUAUUUCUAGAAAAUCAGCAAAUCAGUGACACAAAAAAUAAAACAACACUGAAGAAAAAGGAACUAAUAUCCAUGAAGAGCUGAUGGUAAAUAUCCAGAUCUGUCAAAUAAAAUCUCUAAUCUUUGACAGAUACAAACGUAUCUCCACCUUGGAUAUCGUACUGUAUUUUUGUGCAUUUAUUGGAGUGCAAAGGGAGACUUUUAUGAAUCCAAUUUGUUUCUGCUGUUAACUGUUGUUUUCAGGGCCGGAUCUAGAGAGAGGAGGCAGCUGCCAACCCUAAAAAACAUGCAUGGCCACCACAAAUGUGACAAAGAUGUGGAAAUAAAACUAUUUAUUGAUUUAUAAUGCCACCUUUUAGAUAUUUCUCUUCAAUACUUUACAAAUGUAAUGUUUUAGAGUUCAAAUAUCUUAAUUUUGGGUGUUUUUCAAGGCAUUUUUUGUGAUUAAAUCCGCAUAUAGUUGUGAAUAUUUCUCUAGAUCCGUCCCUGUUUGUUUUUGAGUACAAACGAGGUUCCAGUAAACUGAGUAAAAGCCAUCUUGUUGUCCCUGAAUCAUCCGUACUCUCCAAAGAAAAUGUAGCUCCACCGUAGCAUUUCUGUGUAUUUUUAUGAGCUGUUGUUGUCUUUCUGUCCGAGAUGAAUAAUGUUAGAUUUUCUAUCUAAAGCCAUAUGCUAAGCUGUGAACUGCAGUAGCAACUAAACGCUGUAUUUCGCUUCCUCACCACAAAAAACAGAAGUGUUUAUUCUCACAGACGUGAUUUUGGUAUUUAAUGAGAUUUUAAUUGAUUUUCUGAUUUAUUUCUCCCCCCUGAGUUAAACCAAUGGCUCACAUGGAGCAAAAUCUGUCUUUAAUUUAAUGUAUUAAUGUCAUUAUUAUUGUUGUUGUUGUAUGAUCGAGCAGGAAGCUCCUGUUUUCCUUCCUAUCACACCUUUGUACUGCGCACUGUGUCGUCUGCAGGUAUUUCGUCGUCCUUCAUCUCCUCAGAACCUCAGCUGUGUACCAUGUGACCCAGGUAGCCGCUUCGCCCGUGUUUUAACGAUGAUAACUAUAGUGCCUGAUAGAGAUCUUUAAAUAAAAACACAUUUUGUGUUCACAUUUGAGUCGCACUGCAGCCUUUUGUGCUCGUCCAGCCUCACAUUUUAACAUUUAUUUAUUUUUUGUUUCAUUAUUGUAAAUGUGUCUACGAAGAGAAAAACAAAAAAAGUCUUAACUCAAGGUUCAUUUAUUUAUUUUUCUUUACACAUCUCACAUCUCUAUUAGUGGAUGGAGAUCGUUCUUCUGUUUAGUUUGAAUAUUACAGGAUAUUUUUAGAAGAUCAGCUAUUAUCUUUGUAUUUUAUGUCUUAAUAAAUGAUGUUUUAUUAAUA
Messenger RNA from Dicentrarchus labrax (European seabass), 9099 nucleotides. Its product is annotated as calcium-activated potassium channel subunit beta-4-like. Gene Ontology annotation, cellular component: membrane; voltage-gated potassium channel complex. Gene Ontology annotation, molecular function: calcium-activated potassium channel activity; potassium channel regulator activity. The record is from RefSeq and is a predicted model, not a curated record. The transcript has 4 exons. Lineage: Eukaryota; Metazoa; Chordata; Actinopteri; Moronidae. The coding region runs from base 252 to 1040 and encodes 262 amino acids. Gene Ontology annotation, biological process: detection of calcium ion; potassium ion transport.